Solanum dulcamara is the source of this 1479-nucleotide messenger RNA. RefSeq names its product LRR receptor-like serine/threonine-protein kinase FLS2. NCBI's taxonomy places the organism in Eukaryota, Viridiplantae, Streptophyta, Magnoliopsida, Solanales, Solanaceae. The record is from RefSeq and is a predicted model, not a curated record. Gene Ontology annotation, molecular function: ATP binding; protein binding. The transcript has 6 exons. The coding region runs from base 1 to 1479 and encodes 492 amino acids. Gene Ontology annotation, cellular component: plasma membrane.
AUGCAACUUCAUGGUACCAUUCCUCCACAUCUUGGAAACCUCUCAUUUCUCGUCUCCCUUGACAUCAGCGACAACACUUUCUAUGGGGAUUUGCCAGAAGAGUUGUCUCAUUUGCGGAGGUUGAGAUUGAUUAAUGUCACAAGCAAUAACUUCACCGGAGCCAUUCCAUCAUUUUUAAGUUUGUUACCAAAUCUACGCUUUGUGUACCUAUCAAGCAACCAAUGUUCGGGGAAAAUUCCAACUUCCUUUUCCAAUCUAACAAAGCUGCAAGUGUUAAGAAUACAGAUAAAUUUUCUUGAUGGAGAGAUCCCUAGAGAAAUCGGGCUUCACCUCUCAAGCAACUCCCUAGAUGGAGUUAUUCCACCAAACUUGGAGAAAUGUAGAAAGCUUCAAAGAUUGUCAUUGUCGCUCAAUGACUUUAUCGGAACUGUACCAAGAGAGCUAGCCAACUUAACAACUCUUACAAGAUUAUUUCUUGCUGGACAACACUUGGAAGGAGAGAUACCGGUGGAGCUAGGUAAUCUUAAGAAACUACAGUGGCUGAGUUUUCUUGAUAAUCAGUUUAUCGAUUCUGUCCCUGCAAGCAUUUUCAACAUAUCAACACUGCAUAUCAUAGAUCUUGGAGUAAACAGGCUUUCAGGUCCAAUUUCUGAUUCACUUGGUAACUUAGAGUACCUUGAGAUUCUAAACUUGCAGCUGAAUAAUUUUUUCAACGAUUCAACAUCGAGCUUCCUUACAUCAUUAACAAACUGUAGGAAACUAAGAGCACUCAAGUUUAAUGACAAUGCAUUGGAUGGAGCUUUACCGGUGUCAGUUGGUAAUUUCUCAAAUUCGCUGCAACAUUUUCAAGGAAAUGGUUGUAAACUGAAGGGUAUCAUUCCUCGUGAAAUUGGUAAUCUUACUGGAGUAGAGAGCGGAAACUUAAAGGCUGCAACACUCAUUGAUUUGUCAAGAAAUUAUUUUUCUGGUAAGAUUCCUAGCACUCUAGGGGGUCUAGUUAAACUGAUUAAUCUUUCUCUAGCACAUAAUAGAUUAGAAGGGUCUAUUCUAGAAUCAUUUGGCAAAAUGUUGUCUUUGGAAUUCUUGGAUUUGUGCUAUAAUAAUCUUAGUGGUGAAAUUCCAAAGUCAUUAGAAGCUCUUGCGUAUCUCAAAUACAUGAACAUCUCAUUUAAUGAACUUAGUGGAGAAAUUCCCACUGGUGGUCCUUUUGCACAUGUCACUAGUCAAUCUUUUGUUAGUAAACUAUUGAGAAAGGCAAAGAGGAAUGCAAGUCAAGCAGAUGUGGCUCUGGUAAAAUGGCAUGAAAGAAUUUCCUAUUAUGAGCUUGAACAAGCCACAAAAGGAUUCGGCAAAAGCAACUUGCUUGGUAAUGGAAGUUUCAGCAUGGUCUAUAAAGGGAUACAUAAUGAUGGUACCCUUUUCGCAGCGAAGGUAUUCAAUGUGCAAUUGGAGGGUGCAUUCAAAAGUUUUGACACAUAG